Scheffersomyces coipomensis is the source of this 537-nucleotide messenger RNA. RefSeq names its product SKP1 family protein. Gene Ontology annotation, cellular component: cytoplasm; nucleus. Bases 1 to 537 code for a protein of 178 amino acids. The record is from RefSeq and is a predicted model, not a curated record. Gene Ontology annotation, biological process: mitotic cell cycle; SCF-dependent proteasomal ubiquitin-dependent protein catabolic process. NCBI's taxonomy places the organism in Eukaryota, Fungi, Ascomycota, Pichiomycetes, Serinales, Debaryomycetaceae. Gene Ontology annotation, molecular function: cullin family protein binding. The transcript has a single exon.
AUGAAUUCGGCCCAAAUUAUCUUAGUAAGUUGUGACGAACGUCAAUUCAAAGUAGAUCACAUCGUUGCUGAGAAAUCAAUCACCAUCAAGAAUCUUAUUGGAACUUUAAAUCCAGAUGGAAUCACUGAAGAUUUUGAAAUCCCGUUACCAAAUGUCAAAGGUGAAGCUUUAGAUAAAGUUUUAGAAUGGUUUAAAUAUCAUAAAGAUACCCAUUUCAAAUACAAGUGGGUUCCUCACCUGGAUCUGGAUGACGAUUAUUUUAGAAAGGAUCAACUUGAAACCAUUGAAGAUUGGGAUGGAGAUUUCCUUAAAGUUGAUAAAUAUAUGUUAUUUGAUAUCAUUGUUGCCGCAAAUUACUUAGAUAUUGGUCCUUUAAGAUCUAUGGCAUGUAACACUGUUGCUGAUAUGAUUAGAGUUAGAUCUGAAUCCACGUUAAGAAGAAUGUUCUUUGGUACUGGUAGUUCAAUUGAAACUGAUGAAAGGCCAACAUCUGAAACUAAGGUUACAAUUGUUGAAGAAGGCAAACAAAAUGCAUGA